This is a messenger RNA of Lytechinus variegatus (green sea urchin), 2259 nucleotides long. Its product is annotated as monocarboxylate transporter 1-like. Gene Ontology annotation, molecular function: monocarboxylic acid transmembrane transporter activity. The transcript is spliced from 4 exons. Lineage: Eukaryota; Metazoa; Echinodermata; Echinoidea; Temnopleuroida; Toxopneustidae. Bases 196 to 1614 code for a protein of 472 amino acids. The record is from RefSeq and is a predicted model, not a curated record. Gene Ontology annotation, biological process: transmembrane transport.
UACACAAGUCGACUACGCGAGUAAUUCAAAAGGAUCGCCAUUUUGAGGAAAAAAAGGCCAACCUUCAGUCUUUGAUAUCUAUAUAACAGUGUCCACAGGUCAAUAUUUUCCGGAAAGGAAUGAUUUAACCAUGCAUUGUUAUUAUCUAAGAAAAUGUUUUUUUUUUAAUUCGCCCUCAGAUAUAUCUGCUUCGAAAUGGCGGAAAGUUCAGAAACGACAGAGAAAUGGCGCUACGUGAUUGCUUUAGGAAAGUUUGUUGUUCAUAUGAUCUACCCCGGUAUGACGAAAGCUAUUUCUGUUCUCGUUCCCGCCAUGGUCUUCCAGUUUCAGAUGAAUUACACAACGGUUGGAUUUCUUGUUCCAAUGCAGCUUGGGCUGUUUUAUAUUGCCUGUCCUCUGAGUAAUUAUUUAGCGACAAAGUUUGGCCAUCGUUGUGUGUCAUCAAUUGGCGGGUUCUUAUCAGGAGUAUCUAUGAUGGGGGCCUUCUUCUGUCAGUCAGCACUCUCUCUGGGAUGCUCAUUCUUCUUUACAGGGUUAUUCUCGUCGUCGUUAUGCCAAAGUUCAACUGUUAUUUUGCGUGAACACUUUGGGGAAAAGUAUGGCAUGGCCAUAACCUUUACACAAAUGGGAGGACAGAUUGGAGGUAUCAUUUUCCCUUAUACAGCUGCUCUGUGUCUGGAAGCAUACGGUAUGAGGGGAGCUCUGCUCUGUUUAAGUGCUAUCUUAUUCUACCAAGCAGCGAUUGGCGCCACUUUUAGAGCACCUCGGCCACCUGCAGUCAAAAAGAAGAAACGACAUAACUACGGAGAGGAUGGUGACGAGGGAUCGACUCUAUUGCAAGAUCAAGAAGACGAGACCUAUCUUCGAAAGAACAAACUUCGAACUGAAAGUCUCAAUACUGACGAGGGGACAAGCGAUGAAAGUAGGAUUCGAAAAGACACGGAAUCUCAAAAAUCCAAUCCGACAGGAAACUCGAUUGCAGAAGUGUUAUCAUCAAUUUUACCUUUGAGUCUAUUCAGAGAGGAAAUCGUCUUCACAUUUAUUUUUAUCCCUUGUCAAAUCAUUCUUGAAGGAUGUUUCGCCAUUUGGAUCACUUUCUCCUCAUCGUAUGGAGUGUCAGUCGGUCUCCAUGAGAAUGAAGCAGUAUAUCUCCCCAUGAUUGGUUCUUUGGGUGGCAUCAUCAGUCGACUGGUACUCUUAAGAAUCCUGUACAAAUAUCCAUACCUAGCACCUCACGCUUUCUCAGUCAACACAGGAGUAUCAUCUAUGGCGCUGCUGGCACAUCCUAUUAGCUCAUCGCUGGUUCACUUUCUAAUCUGUUCAUUUUUCGUAGGAUUUGGAAUUUACGGUUCAACCUCUUCCCUCUACGCUUAUUUAGCUAUGAAAGUAAAGAAGGAAAACUUUCCUCUUGCCAUGGCGACAUCUUUCAUGACGAGUGGAGUAAUACUUCUUACAUCCGCAACACUUGCAGGUAACUUCUUUGAGCGCAUCAGGUCUUUCAAAACCAUCUUUAUAGCGACCGGGGUCGUUCUCUUGAUAAAUUUUGGAGUGUUUUCUGGUUUCCUCUUCGUUGAUACUUUCUUGAAACGACGCUCCUCCACAGAGAACAAAUAAUGAACGUCAUGGAAGUUAAAAUGGCUUUAAUAAUGAUGGAGAUGAUGGUUGACCGAUCAGACCAGGCUCGGUUCAUCCACUGCUGCAUAUACAUUAGCCAAUAGCUAUCAUCUGUUUAUAACUUUAGAAAACAGGGAAAAUGUUUUUAUCAUGGAUCGAAUCCUAGACUUGGCACGAACAUUAAGGAUUACACCAAAAUGUGUAAAUGUUCAAUUCAAUUCAAUUUCCUUUUCUCAGUAUAAAAACAACAAUGUAGAUAGUACAAACAUGACAUAAAUCGAACAGAGACAUAAAUCAAGUAUUUUUAUAGUGAAAGGGUAGCAGCCAAAAAGAAAUUAACCUUAUAUACGCCGACCCAAAUAAAAUAACAUAGUAUUUAAUAAAAAAAAUAAGCAGAGAAUGUCAAAGAAUUACCUAACUCACCCAUACAAACAAAACAAUCAAAAUAAUAAUUAAGUAAACAAUAGAAUAAGUAUACAGUGAUGACUUGGUAUUUAUAAUUCCUCCUGAAAACAUCAAGAGAGCAACUAUCCCUAAUUUCCUUUGAUAAAGACAUAGUAUUUUAAAUUAAUGGCCCCCUAUAAAAAAAUGAAUUUUUGAAUAAUUUGGUCCUUUAGGUAUAUGAAAAUCAUUAUUGUCUCUGGU